AAUACGACGACGUUUGUUUCCUUGGAGAACAACACAAGACGCAAAUUUCCUUGGUCACUCUUCUUGCAACUUGUCUUCCCAUUGAAGAGGCAACAAAUAGCAAUGGAAGACGCUGAAGAAAACACACUUCGCGUUCUGAUAGCAACGGAUUGUCACUUAGGUUACAUGGAGAAAGACGAAGUUCGACGCCACGACUCAUUCCAAGCUUUCGAAGAAAUUUGUUCAAUAGCUGAAAAGAAACACGUCGAUUUCAUGCUGCUUGGUGGUGACCUUUUCCAUGAAAAUAAACCUUCUAGGUCAACUUUAGUUAAAGCUAUUGAGAUUCUCCGUCGUUAUUGCCUCAACGAUCGUCCUGUUCCUUUUCAAGUUGUUAGCGACCAGACUCUCAAUUUUCAGAAUACGUUUGGUCAUGUAAAUUAUGAAGAUCCUCAUUUCAAUGUUGGUUUGCCUGUAUUUACCAUUCAUGGAAAUCAUGACGAUCCAGCUGGCGUGGACAACCUUUCUGUAGUUGAUAUUCUCUCAGCAUGUAAUCUAGUCAACUACUUUGGAAAAACGGUUCUUGGGGGUUCUGGUGUCGGUCAGAUCACUAUCCACCCUAUUCUUAUAAAGAAGGGUUCAACAGCUGUAGCACUAUAUGGUCUGGGGAAUAUUAGAGAUGAAAGACUUAAUAGGAUGUUUCAAACACCACACGCGGUGCAGUGGAUGCGACCUGAAUCUCAGGAAGGGUGUGAAGUUUCUGAUUGGUUCAACAUUCUGGUACUUCAUCAGAACAGAGUGAAAACAAAUCCCAAAAAUGCAAUUAAUGAGCACUUCCUGCCACGCUUCCUAGACUUCAUUGUGUGGGGGCAUGAGCAUGAAUGUUUGGUUGACCCACAGGAAGUUCCAGGGAUGGGAUUUCACAUUUCACAACCAGGGUCAUCAGUUGCAACAUCACUUAUUGAUGGAGAAUCGAAGCCAAAACAUGUACUUCUUUUAGAAAUUAAGGGAAAUCAAUAUCGCCCUACUAAGAUACCUUUAACAUCUGUGCGGCCUUUUGAGUAUACAGAGGUAAUACUAAAAGAUAUGCCUGAUAUUGAUUCCCAUGAUCAGAAUUCUAUUCUUGAACAUCUCGACAAAGUGGUCGAGAAACUUCUAGAAAAAUCUAGUAAGAAGGUUGUCCAUAGAGCAGAGCUUAAGCUUCCACUAAUACGUAUCAAGGUAGAUUACUCUGGAUUUAUGACUAUAAAUCCUCAAAGAUUUGGGCAGAAAUAUGUAGGAAAGGUUGCGAACCCCCAAGACAUUCUUAUAUUUUCAAAGGCAUCAAAAUUGGAGAAGGGUGGAGGCAAAAUUGAUGAUUCGGAACGACUUCGUCCAGAAGAAUUAAAUCAACAGAACAUAGAGGCUUUGGUUGCUGAAAGUAAUCUGAAAAUGGAGAUACUUCCAGUCAAUGAUUUGGAUGUUGCUUUACACAAUUUUGUGAACAAGGAUGAUAAAAUGGCAUUUUACUCUUGUGUACAGUACAAUAUUGAUGAAACGCGAAAUAAAAUUGCCAAGGAUUCAAAUGACCGGAAGUUUGAUGAGGAAGAUUUAGUUGUUAAAGUUGAAGAGUGCUUUGAGGAACGUGUCAAGGAGCGAUCAACACGCUCCAAGGGACCCACACAGUUCACUCCUGGUGCUCAGUCCUUUGAGGGUUUUCAAGGCAGAAGUGCUGCUGGAGCAGAUAGUGCAGUUUCCUUCAGCGACGAUGAAGAUGCCAUGCCAAUAUCAGCCUCAAAGCAAAGCACCAGAGGUCGGAAAGGAGCCUCUGCCUCUCAAACUACAACCAGAGGAAGGGGCAGGGGCAGGGGUAGGGGUAGGGGCAAGGAUUCCGGCACCUUGAAGCAGACAACCCUUGAUGGAGCUUUAGGGUUUCGCCAUUCUCAAAGGUCUGCAUCAACUUCCAUCCAACAUGGUGCUGAUGAUGGGGAUAAUAUGGCUUCUGCUUCAAGUGACGAUGCCAAAGGAAAUGCAGUCGAAGAGAUUGAUGACAGUUCGGAAAACGAGUCCAAUCUACCGACACGUAAAAGGGCAGCUCCAAAGGGAAGAGGUAGAGGUUCUACACAGUCUUCUAAACGGGGGAGGAAAACAGAUAACUCUUCAGUCCAUAGAAUGCUCAUGAACAAUGAUGACGACGACGACGAUGAUGACAAUCUUCAAAAGAGAUUAAAUUCGUCUCAACCUCGGGUGACCAGAAACUAUGGAGCUCUAAGAAGAUAAACUGGUUUGGCAGAGUGCAAGAAACAGUGGCAGACAGAUGCCAUUCAUCCUCCCAGCCACCCUGUUUGGGUCAUGCUGAAUAUAUUAUAUUUUUAUUUUCAUUUUUUAUGGUGUUGGGGAUCAUGAAGCCAUUCAAUUAGCAGUGACUGAUAUGUAAAAGUUAGUGAAAUAUAGAAGCAUGUGGUUGCUUUCUUUCGUUUACAAUAUCUACAGUGUGCCUUGAAGCAAAGCAUGAUUAA
This is a messenger RNA of Cicer arietinum (chickpea), 2474 nucleotides long. Its product is annotated as double-strand break repair protein MRE11. Gene Ontology annotation, biological process: mitochondrial double-strand break repair via homologous recombination; telomere maintenance; meiotic DNA double-strand break formation. The record is from RefSeq and is a predicted model, not a curated record. NCBI's taxonomy places the organism in Eukaryota, Viridiplantae, Streptophyta, Magnoliopsida, Fabales, Fabaceae. Gene Ontology annotation, molecular function: single-stranded DNA endonuclease activity; manganese ion binding; 3'-5'-DNA exonuclease activity. Gene Ontology annotation, cellular component: Mre11 complex; site of double-strand break; nucleus.